Molecule: messenger RNA, 795 nt
Organism: Symbiodinium necroappetens
Lineage: Eukaryota; Dinophyceae; Suessiales; Symbiodiniaceae
Source: the annotation of a GenBank genome assembly
AUGUGGCCUGCGCUGCAGACGCCCUGGAUUCUGUCCAGCAUGCAUGAUGACGCUUGUAGCAUGCACUUGCUGCAGACUGCGAUGACCAGAAGAGCUCCAGAAGUGCCCUGGUCUCCUUCCUGGUCCCAGCUGCAGCAGGACGCAGACAUCCGCAGGAGUGACCUGCACCUUCGCCUGGAGAAUUCCCAGCUUAAAGGUGCCCUUUCCAGGGAGCUUCUGCAACUGUCCGCGUCGCUUCAUGGCAGGCCCAGUAGCUUCAGCUUGCAAGGCAUCGACUCCGGCGAGCCUUUACCUUUGACGCUUCUUGUCGCCUCAAUCCUCACGUGCAUCUACAUUCUGAUGUACUUGAAACAUCUUUUUGCUUUCUUCUUGCGCAAGAAGUAUAUCGAGACGAGCAACCGUCGCUGGAUACAUGUCAAGGAGCGUGAGCGUGCUCCUGAUUUUGCCGACUGUGAGAGACAGAUGACUGAACGGUUUUGCUGCAAUGCAACGCAUAAGACCGUCGUGCGACUGUUCCUGAUCGUUAUCGCGGCAACUGCAUGCGGAUCCUACAUGCUGCGCGAGGGUUAUUUUGACGCCGUCAAAGACAAGCUGUACUUGGCCUUAGUCAUCUUGAUGAUCCUCCAAGUCAUUGUUGCGAUGGCUUGGACUUACAUUGAGAAUCGUCUGAAGCCUUUCUGGCGCCUCUACGAAGUCAUCUGGCGGCUGCAGGCAGCUGUCAAAUCUGGGCCCUCGGCAGUCCUUCAGUACCUGCAGUCCUUCAGACGGCAUAGUGAACCAGCCGGCCUCCGCUAG